GAGAGAAGACUGCAAGUGCUCCUCUUCAUUUCCUAAGUUCUAUCCAAAGGGUACUCUCUGGAAAUGGCCUCAGAAAUCCACAUGCCGGGCCCAGUGUGCCUCAUCGAGAACUCCAAUAAGAAGUUGGUGGUCAACCAGGAGGCACUGGAGAUCCUGUCUGCUUUCCAACAGCCUGUGGUUGUGGUUGCAAUAGUGGGCUUCUACCGCACAGGCAAAUCCUAUCUGAUGAAUAAGCUGGCUGGAAAGCAGAAGGGCUUCUCCCUGGGCUCCACUGUGCAGUCUCACACCAAGGGCAUCUGGAUGUGGUGCAUGCCUCAUCCCCAGAAGCCAGAACAUACCCUCGUUCUGCUUGACACCGAGGGCCUGGAAGACAUAGAGAAGGGUGACAACCAGAAUGACUGCUGGAUCUUUGCCUUGGCCGUCCUCCUCAGCAGCACCUUCAUCUACAACAGCAUAGGAACCAUCAACCAGCAGGCCAUGGACCAGCUGCACUAUGUGACAGAACUGACUGAUCUCAUCAAAUCAAAGUCAUCCCCUCAACAGAGUGAUGUAGACAACUCAGCUAACUUUGUGGGCUUUUUUCCUAUCUUUGUGUGGACUCUGAGGGAUUUCUCCCUGGAUCUGGAAUUUGAUGGAGAAUCCAUCACUCCUGAUGAGUACCUGGAGACUGCACUGGCUCUGAGAAAAGGAACUGAUGAGAACACUAAAAAAUUUAAUAUGCCUCGACUGUGUAUCAGGAAGUUCUUCCCAAAGAGGAAGUGCUUCAUCUUUGACAGGCCUGGAAACAGGAGGCAACUUUCCAAACUAGAGUCGAUACAGGAGGACCAGCUGAAUAAAGAAUUUUUAGAACAAGUUGAAGAAUUCACCUCAUACAUCUUCAGCUAUUCUGAUGUCAAGACUCUGUCUGGUGGCAUCACAGUCAAUGGGCCACGUCUAAAAUGCCUGGUGCAGACCUAUGUCAGUGCCAUCUGCAGUGGAGAACUACCCUGUAUGGAAAACGCAGUACUGACUUUGGCCCAGAUAGAGAACUCAGCAGCAGUGCAAAACGCCAUCACCUACUAUGAAGAACAGAUGAAUCAGAAGAUCCAGAUGCCCACAGAAACCCUCCAAGAGCUGUUGGACCUGCACAGGACCUGUGAGAGGGAGGCCAUUGGGGUCUUCAUGAAGAAUUCUUUCAAGGAUGUAGACCAAAAGUUCCAGACAGAAUUAGGGACCCAGCUGGAAGCCAAGCGAGAUGCCUUUGUUAAGAAGAACAUGGACAUGUCAUCUGCUCAUUGCUCAGACUUACUGGAGGGCCUCUUUGGUCCUGUAGAAGAAGAAGUGAAGCAGGGGACAUUUUAUAAACCAGGAGGUUACUACCUUUUUCUUCAAAGGAAACAAGAGCUGGAGAAAAAGUAUAUCCAGACUCCUGGAAAGGGACUCCAG
This is a messenger RNA of Mus caroli (Ryukyu mouse), 1425 nucleotides long. The record is from RefSeq and is a predicted model, not a curated record. Lineage: Eukaryota; Metazoa; Chordata; Mammalia; Rodentia; Muridae.